UUGUUCAACCUCAUAUUUAUUAUCUCUCCUUUUAAUUCUUUGCAUCAACUUCAUUAAUGAUUGAUUAGGUGGUUUAUACACAGUACAAUUAUUGCAACAGGAAAACACAUAGAAGGUGUUGUGUUCUUGCAACGUUCUGGAUCCGACAUUGCCCUUGUCGGACCCACGUACACAUGUCCUUCCUUCUCCCUUGGCCUUGAGUUCCUCAUUGUUUGUCCUUAUUGCACGGAGAGGAAGACCAUACCCCACCCAACAGAUCUCUCAUAGAACAGAUUUUGAGUUUUGUCAUUCUUACAAAGACAAUUCUGAGGCUUUGAAACUGGUAUUCCUAAUUCCUAACAAUAUACAAUGGGGGGUUGCGUGUCAGUACCUUCUAAUGCAAUAAAAGCACCAAGGAAGAUCCGUAGACGGAUAACAAAACCUCGUCUAAAGUUCUCAAAUUCUCUUCCUGGUGAGAUCAUCAAGAAGAGGAAUAGCAAUGCAGGGGCACGUGUAACAGAUUAUUCUGUAAGUGAGGUUGUUCGUAUGAACUUUGAAAAUGGUGCAACUACUACUUGCAGGCGCUCGGAAGUUUCUAAUUCAGCAUUCCAUCUUACUCAGCUUCAAUGGCACCACAGUCAAUAUGAUGCUGAUGCAAACUUAGUGAGUCAAGAAGAAACUUAUUUUGACUCAGUCAGUAUUCUGGAAUCUGAUUCAGAUGACGAAUUCAAUAGUGUUCAUGGAGAUUUAUAUGCAGAUGGUUUUCCAAUAGUAGGCAGCACAGUUGGAAACAUCCCAUGUGGUCAAGUGCUCCAGUAUGGAAGAUCGACAUGUUUUACGGAUAACAGGUGUCAGUAUGAAGAAUAUCAUGAAAGUUAUGUUAAAGUUGAUGGAGGCAACCAAGACAGCUUAAAGGGAAAAGAUGAAAGUGGUUUUGCCCUUAUUAGUACACAAGGUGUUGGAAUGUCUUGCUUAGGCAAGUCUCAGGGAAGCUUCAAAGGUAUUAAAGAAUAUAAACAUGGUUUGGAAGAGAAACCACAAGAGAAUGCACGGAAAUCAGGCCUUCUUCGGUUGGCACCCUCCGUUAGUUUCAAUGACAAAACACCGAAUCGGCCAAGCAAACGGCUGUCACAGAUUUUCAGGCUUUCUUUCAAACGAAGAUCUUGUGACAUAGAGGAUGCAAAUGAACUUAGUCAAUCAAAAAGAUAUUUGAUUCGACCCAGAGCAGGGCAUACAAUUCCAUGUCAGAAUGGAGAAAAGCCAUCUCAUGGAUGUUGGUCUGAAAUUCCUCCCUCAACAUUUCAACUCCGUGGUGAAAACUAUUUCAAAGACAAGCACAAGUCUCCUGCACCGAAUCAUAGUCCAUACAUUCCAAUUGGUGUUGAUCUAUUUGUCUGUCGAAGAAAGAUACAUCAUAUUGCCAGACAUCUUGAGCUUCCAAAUGUGAAAGCCAAUGGGAAAAUUCCCCAACUUCUUAUUGUAAAUAUCCAGUUGCCUACAUAUCCAGUAGCAAUGUUCCUUGGUGAUAGUGAUGGAGAAGGGAUGAGUCUUGUACUGUAUUUCAAAGUUUCAGAGACUCUUGAUGAACACAUUUCUUCCCAGUUCCAGGAAAGCAUUAUGAAAUUAGUUGAGGACGAGACUGAAAAGGUCAAAGGAUUUGCAAAAGAAUCAAGUGUUGCUUUUAGAGAAAGGCUAAAGAUCAUGGUAGGACUCAUCAAUCCUGAGGAUAUGCGCUUGAGUUCUGCUGAAAAGAAACUAGUAAAUGCUUAUAAUGGAAAACCCGUACUGUCGCGCCCACAGCACAACUUUUACAAGGGUCCUAAUUACUUUGAGAUUGAUUUGGACAUUCAUCGAUUUAGCUACAUAUCAAGAAAAGGACUUGAUGCAUUUCGAGAUCGUUUGAAAGAUGGCAUUCUUGAUCUAGGCCUAACCAUUCAGGCACAGAAACAAGAAGAGCUUCCGGAGAAAGUAUUGUGCUGCCUUAGAUUGAACAAGAUUGAUCUUAAUGACAAUGGUCAAAUGCCCAUGCUAAUGACCGUUGAUGGUGAAUGCUAAGGGUUUUCAGUUAAUUGGAGGGAAUAGCAUUCAACAAUAGAAACAAAUAUAUGUAUGUAUUAGUUACCUUUGUAUAAAGUGGGAGUUAAGGUGUUUAAAUUGGAUGCAACUUCUGCAGUCAUGUAUUUCUGUUCAAAUGUACAUUCGGAGGAAAAGAAAUUCAGAGGAUGAUUAACAUGUAUUACUAAAUGACAUGAAAGGCAGAAGUGUUUAUUUAUUAA
Messenger RNA from Glycine soja, 2255 nucleotides. RefSeq lists its product as uncharacterized. The transcript has 10 exons. Lineage: Eukaryota; Viridiplantae; Streptophyta; Magnoliopsida; Fabales; Fabaceae. The record is from RefSeq and is a predicted model, not a curated record. Bases 349 to 2034 code for a protein of 561 amino acids.